AUGGACGGCCGUGUGUGGAAGUCCUACCUGCGCACCGUCUUGCACGACCACAUCGAAGAAGCGUCAGUGAUCCUUGUCGACAACUUCGACUCGCACCCCCUUGACGUCGGCGUGAUGGCGCCCUUCAAGCGGUACCUAGGGAACCUGUGGUUGUAUGAAGACAUCUUCACAGGAGAAGACGAGGUUCCAUUUUCACUCACCGCCCGGCAGAAAAGGUUGGCGUUGAUCAAGAGAGCUGUCGCUGCUUGGGAGAUGGUGUCCACCGACGCUAUCCGUGGCAGCUUUGAAAAGGCACUUCCUCAGGAACCAAUGGAUUAA
Messenger RNA from Aphanomyces astaci, 318 nucleotides. RefSeq lists its product as hypothetical. The transcript is spliced from 2 exons. Bases 1 to 318 code for a protein of 105 amino acids. NCBI's taxonomy places the organism in Eukaryota, Oomycota, Saprolegniomycetes, Saprolegniales, Verrucalvaceae. The record is from RefSeq and is a predicted model, not a curated record.